Molecule: messenger RNA, 1196 nt
Organism: Durotheca rogersii
Lineage: Eukaryota; Fungi; Ascomycota; Sordariomycetes; Xylariales; Xylariaceae
Exons: 3
Coding region: 172-657 (161 amino acids)
Biological process (GO): translational initiation
Cellular component (GO): cytoplasm
Molecular function (GO): translation initiation factor activity; RNA binding
Source: RefSeq, a predicted model, not a curated record
AUAAAAUAAAAUUAAUUCCCUUUCCAACACAAUCCCGCACUCCUUCGCUUGCCACAAAAACAAUUUCAACCCCGACACCCCAUCGUCAUCCACCAUCGUCGCCGCCAACUUACCGCUGUAGCCGCCGCUGUACGAUCCGCAACCCAGUGCAAGAUUUAGCAUAUCGCCGAUAUGCCCAAGAAUAAGGGAAAGGGUGGUAAGAACCGUCGUCGCGGGAAGAACGAGAACGACAACGAGAAGCGAGAGUUGACCUUCAAGGAGGAUGGUCAAGAAUACGCCCAGGUAGUCAAGAUGCUGGGCAACGGGCGCCUCGAAGCCCAGUGCUUCGACGGCGCGAAGCGCCUGGCACACAUCCGGGGCAAGCUGCGAAAGAAGGUCUGGAUCAAUAACGGCGACAUCAUCCUACUCUCGCUGCGCGACUACCAGGACGAGAAGGGCGACGUCAUCCUCAAGUACUCGGCCGACGAGGCACGCUCGCUCAAGGCCUACGGCGAGCUGCCCGAGAGCGCCAAGAUCAACGAGACCGACACCUACGGCCCCGGCGACGAAGGCGAGUGCGGCUUCGAGUUCGACGAGGACCGCGAUUCCGAGUCAGACUCGGGCAACGGUGCCGGCGCCGGCCAGGGCGCCAAGGACGUCGACAUCGACGACAUCUAGAGAACUCAGGGAAAAGAGAUACCCCUUUCGGCGGGGACACGAGUAUCGCCCACCUUUCAGACCUACCGUCUUUUUUCUAUUACCCGGCCCGUCCAUCUCAAGCCCUAGAGGGUAGUAAGAUGCCACCCGCCCUACAUAGACGGCCCAGGUCCGAGAGGCGAAACACACCUGUCUUCUCUCUCAACCCCGGACCACCGCGACCAGAGUCCGUACAUAUCGACACAUAUACACGCAACCUCGUUUCCUCUCUGCGUGGCUUGGUCUGGUCACGGAGUUCGGGUUCCGCGACAGUCGGGGCGAUGCCGUUCGGUAACAAAACGGCCGAGGGAGCGCCAUGGUGGGAGAGACGUCAUCCGCUCCCCCUCGCCGUUUGGCAAUGAACUUUUUAAUAUUAGAUCUCGCUCUUGUUUCUCUCUUUUCUCCUUUCACAUUCCCCCCCCCCCCCCCCAUCCCGUGUCACCGUCGCCGCCGCCAUCGCCAACCAGGGAGGAGAAAGGAAAGGAGACGAGAUAGGGAGGGACGGGUAGAUACGGUGUGUG